Cajanus cajan (pigeon pea) is the source of this 1642-nucleotide messenger RNA. The record is from RefSeq and is a predicted model, not a curated record. NCBI's taxonomy places the organism in Eukaryota, Viridiplantae, Streptophyta, Magnoliopsida, Fabales, Fabaceae.
AAAUAUCAAAAUGCCACAUAAUGUAGAAAUGUUAACCCUUCUUCAAAGCAAAGACAAAAUCUCUAGAAAAGUUCGAUAGAAUAUUUAUUGCAUGCUUGGAUUAGAUUAACUUUAAAAUAAAUAAAAGCUCAAAAUAAAAUUGAGUAUAAAUCUAAAUAUAAAAUAAUAUUUACUUCUGAGUAAGGAAAGUUGAAGAUUCAAACUUAGCAAAUUUGACAUUCCUUUUUGUUUUUAUUCUAAUACUAAUGUUCACCAAAGAGAAUAAAAAAAGCUAACCAAAAGAAUUUUAUGUUGCUUGUAGCUGAAACAAUGGAUUGGGGUAACCGCAAAAGCGUAAUGUUACUUCUUCAAGCAACCACCCUAAGGCUACACUACAAUUACCACUGUCUAACAGAGAAAAUGUGGAGUUUUGAGUGAUUCAAAGCAAAAGAAGAGAGCACACUGAGAAAGCUUCAAUGGAGAAAGAGGUUGUGGAAAACCUUUGGAAUGGUAACACAGAAAUGCAAAUUCAAGCAGCUAUGGAACUCAGGAAAUUCAGCAGAAGGCAGAGGCACAAUUUGGCAGAAAGUGGAGUUAUGGUACCCCUAAUUUCCAUGCUUCAUUCUCAAAACUAUGAAGCCGUUGAAGCUUCUCUUUGUGCUCUACUUAGCCUUGCCUUUGGAAGUGAAAGAAACAAGUCUCGGAUCAUCAAGUCAGGAGCAUUGCCAGUGUUGCUGAGUCUCUUCCAUUGCCAAAGCCAGACAGUGGUGGAACUGACAAUAGCCACAUUGCUAACCAUCUCUUCUUGCAACUCAAAUAAGGUAGCAAUUGCUUCCUCUGGGGCUAUCCAACUCUUGGCACAAUUUCUCAAUAGCAAUAGUAGCACUCAGUCCCAGCUUGACACAUUAGCCACUCUCCACAACCUCUCAACCUGCCAAGAGAUUAUUACUACAUUCAUUGUCUCUUCUGGGGUCCUACUUUCCUUGCUUGAACUUAUCCACAGAUCAGAAAAGUCAUCCACAUUGGUUGACAAAGCAAUUGGGUUGCUAGAACACAUUGUCUCUUCAUCAAAGAGUGCACUUUGUGAGGCUGCUAGUAUUGGUGGAGCAGUUAGGACACUAGUGGAGACUAUUGAAGAUGGGUCAUUUCAAAGCAAAGAGCAUGCAGUGGCGACACUACUACUUUUUUGCCAAAGCUGCAGAGAGAAGUACAGAGGAAUGAUCCUGAGAGAGGGAGUGAUGCCAGGGUUGCUUCAGUUAAGUGUGGAUGGAACUUGGAGAGCCAGAAAUUUGGCCAAGAAAUUGUUGCUGCUUCUGAGGGAUUGCUCCAAUUACGGUUCAACAAGUAAGCAAAUUAAUCAUGAGGUUGUAGAACGGAUCAUGGAAGAAAUUGAUGAUGUCGAAGGAGAGGAAUUGGCUGAGACUACGCUGAGAUUGGUUGAGGAGAUGGUUGCAAAACUUAGUACAUAAUCUUUCAAGUUAACAGUGGCAUAGUUUUAAGCUCGAAUGUAACGCAUUACCUUUUUCUCUAACGUUUUUAUAUCAUUGAAGUGACUACUUUGUUUAGGACUUCAAAUAAAUAUCAGUCAUUUGGACUAAUACUGUAGAAGUCAUAACAUUCUGUGUAUAUAAAGAUUGGUUAGAGAUCUUCCGGUAUGAUUUUG